Molecule: messenger RNA, 2692 nt
Organism: Linepithema humile (Argentine ant)
Lineage: Eukaryota; Metazoa; Arthropoda; Insecta; Hymenoptera; Formicidae
Gene: 5-HT7
Product: 5-hydroxytryptamine receptor 7
Biological process (GO): chemical synaptic transmission; G protein-coupled receptor signaling pathway, coupled to cyclic nucleotide second messenger
Cellular component (GO): plasma membrane; dendrite
Molecular function (GO): neurotransmitter receptor activity; G protein-coupled serotonin receptor activity
Source: RefSeq, a predicted model, not a curated record
CGUUCAGCUGGCCUGGUUGCGUUGCGUCGCGACGCUCCGGAGUCGCGAGUCGCGAGUGUCCGCGUUUCUUUCCUUCCCUCUCUCGCACGCGCUCUAUCCCCCCCUCCCCCUCUUUCUUUCACUGUUUACCCGUCCACCCUCGUCCCAGUCGCCCUUCCACCGGCAAUGCGAAAGCCCGCCACUCCGCCGACGGAAAACUCGAAGCAACAGGAUGCGAUUGCGCCAAACGAAAACGUGCAAUUUCCCGCGAAAUUUUAGCCGCACGCCAAGACAGACGACGCAAAAGCCUUUCGGCUGAACAUUGAAGGGAAUCACCGGGCCGCGAGUGGAUCGUAUUGGUUUCCCGAGGGAAGAGUAAUGCGCGAGUAACUGUUGAGAGGAGGAAACGCGAAACAGUGCUCUCGAUAGAUAAUCGAUUUUGGCCGCGAGCGAUCAACGACAAGUUUGACACUUCCGCCGCUUCUGCGUUAUCUCGAACGGGCGGUAAGACGCGGAAAUAGUUAAUCCGUCAAGAGAGAACGAGCGAGCAGCUAACGAAGCGGAGGAGAAAACAAGGUCGAUGGACCCCGUAGUGCUGUGAAACUGUCUGGUGAUGCGUGAUCGAACAACUUCCCGAACGGAGGCUGUUGCUACUACUGUCAUCGGCGGUCUCGCGAGCGAGCUGGUACGAAGAUCGUCAAUCGAUUGCGACGGCGACGGGGCGGCGAGCGCGGAACCCGGCUUUCUCGGCCUAUUGGGACAAUCGCAUGCGACGGCUUAAGCCGAGGGUGAAAGGGCCGGUCGGGACCGCCGGAUAAGGGAGAGAGCCGCUGCUGAGUCGGUCCGUGCGGAAUCGAGGCGAGGAUUCUCAUGCACGCCGCGAACUUGCCCGGCAUCCCGUGGUCGAGAGGAGAGAAGGAGCAUGACGUAGUCGUCGGCGAGGGGGGCUCUUGGGAUGCUCCGGACUACUUCCGGCUAGGGUCGUCGUAUGGAGGGGCAGGACGUAACCACCGCGUACGGCAACCUGCUUCUGAAUUUCACGACCAUCAACGCCACGCGAGCCGGCACCGACGAAUCCUUCUAUUGGGGCUUCCCCGGCAAGGACUCGCCCUACACCACCGGUCAGGCAAUCGCCCUCGCCCUGGUGCUCAGCAGCAUCAUCAUCGGCACGGUGAUCGGCAACAUAUUGGUGUGCGUGGCGGUGUUCCUCGUCAGGAAGCUACGUAAGCCGUGCAACUACCUGCUGGUCAGCCUGGCAGUGAGCGAUCUCUGCGUGGCGCUUCUGGUGAUGCCGAUGGCAUUGCUUUACCAGAUAUCGGGCAACUGGUCCUUCGGUCCGAUCAUGUGCGACCUCUGGGUCAGCUUCGACGUGCUCAGCUGCACCGCCAGCAUCCUCAAUCUCUGCAUGAUAUCCGUAGACCGGUACUGGGCCAUUACGAAGCCGCUGAAAUACGGGGUAAAGAGGACACCGCGACGGAUGAUCAUCUACGUCAGCCUUGUUUGGAUAGGAGCGGCCUGUAUCAGUUUGCCGCCUCUGCUGGUGAUGGGAAACCAACACACACAUCCCGAAACUGGAGCGUCGCAAUGUUCGGUCUGCCAGCAUUUUUUCUACCAAAUCUACGCGACCCUCGGCAGCUUUUACAUACCGCUAUUCGUCAUGAUUGAGGUGUACUACAAAAUAUUCCGCGCUGCGCGCAAGAUCGUGCUGGAGGAGAUAAAGGCGCAGCUUCAUCUGGAGGUGCACUGCCAUCUCGACAUGGAGCCACCGGCCGUGCAGCAUCCGACCGCGUCCACAGUGAAUCGUCAAUUAAAUUCCACCGACACACAGACGAGCCAAAGCAGUCCGCCGGUGAAACAGCACAGAAGUUCUAGCGCGUCUACCACGUGCAGCGGUCACGCGGUUCGGUGCUUCACCGGCGGUCCACGCAAGAGCAACGAGUCGCAGUGCCCGAUGCUGCAGAGGAUAGAGAAGCCGGUGCUGUCGACGGCGACGACGCCGUCGAUGACGUCGUCGACGGCGAAGCAGAUAACGACAACGACGCUCGUACGCAACCACCUGAAUAGCACGUGCAGCGUCACCAAUUCGCCGCAUCAGAAGAAACUGCGCUUCCACCUGGCGAAGGAGCGGAAGGCCAGCACCACCCUGGGCAUAAUCAUGGGCGCGUUUAUCGGUUGCUGGCUACCGUUCUUCGUUCUCGCGCUGAUCAGACCGUUCCUCCGAGACCCGGACACGAUCCCGGCCUUCCUGUCGGACUUCUUCCUUUGGCUCGGCUACUGCAACAGCCUGCUGAAUCCGAUUAUCUACGCGAUCCUCAACAAGGACUUCCGAAAGCCGUUCCGCGAGAUACUCUUCUUCCGUUGCGGCAAUCUCAAUCACAUGAUGCGCGAGGAGUUCUAUCAGAGCCAAUACGGCGAUCCGGUUAAUAACUACGAGAUCAAAGCGGGCGCCGGCGGCGGUUACGGCGGCGCGGAGAGCGCCGAGAGCGCGGAACAUUACGACGACAGCAAUCAGGGCAUCGUCGAAUCGGUCGACGUCGCCAGCGCGCCCAACGAAAGCUUCCUAUGAUCCGAGGAACGUUCCUCGCACGUCGAGGACCGUAAUAUCCGACGGAGACCGCCGUCAUCGUGCUGCAUCGAGCCCCUCCACGUCGCCAUCGGCCUCGCCGGCGCGCCCAACGAGAUCCUCUUAUGAUCGAUCGCGAUCAAUGAAGAU